UCAGCUACUUAUAGCGGGACUGCGGUGGGCAUUCAGUCACUGGGGGGAACUGACUUGGUGUCAAUGACAUCCCCAGUGACACCAAUACAGUGAUCAGUGCUAAUAAAAAGCACUGAUGCUGUACUAAUGGCACUGGGCAGGGAGGGGUUAACAUGAGGGGCGAUCAAAGGGUUAACUGUGUGCUGUUUCACUGGUUAACUGUGUGCUGUGUGUGUUUUACUGUGCAAAGCAAUACAAAGCUAUGCAGAGCAAUACAAAGCAGCAUGCUGGUGCUGACAGGAGAGAGAUCUGUAUUGUUUACAUACAGACCUUUCCCCUGCCAGUGUUCCUCGGCCAUUGCCGGGUUCCGGCAGGGAAUCUCUGGCCAGGACCCGGUGAUCGAAGGCUGUAGCCACCAAUGGCAGCCCACA
This is a messenger RNA of Staurois parvus, 410 nucleotides long. The record is from the annotation of a GenBank genome assembly. NCBI's taxonomy places the organism in Eukaryota, Metazoa, Chordata, Amphibia, Anura, Ranidae.